AUGAAGACCAUUUUCAGCAAUCAGACUAUCGACAUUCCAGAAAAUGUCGACAUUACUCUGAAAGGACACACAGUUAUCGUGAAAGGCCCCAGAGGAAACCUGUGGAGGAACUUCAAUCACAUCAACGUAGAACUCAAUCUUCUCGGAAAGAAAAAAAAAAAGAGGCUCCUGGUUGACAAAUGGUGCAGUAACAGAAAGGAACUGGUUACCAUUCGGACUAUUUGUAGUCACGUACAGAACAUGAUCAAGGGUGUGACACUGGGCUUCUGUUACAAGAUGAGGUCUGUGUAUGUUCACUUCCCCAUCAACAUCAUUAUCCAGGAGAAUGGUUCUCUUGUUGAAAUCCGAGAUUUCUUGGGUGAAAAAUACAUCCGCAGGGUUCAGAUGAGACCAGGUGUUGCUUGUUCAGUAUCUCAAGCCCAGAAAGAUGAGUUAAUCCUUGAAGGAAAUGACAUUGAGCUUGUUUCAAAUUCAGCAAGCCACAACAGUUAA
Molecule: messenger RNA, 492 nt
Organism: Gorilla gorilla gorilla (western lowland gorilla)
Lineage: Eukaryota; Metazoa; Chordata; Mammalia; Primates; Hominidae
Product: large ribosomal subunit protein uL6-like
Exons: 1
Coding region: 1-492 (163 amino acids)
Biological process (GO): cytoplasmic translation
Cellular component (GO): cytosolic large ribosomal subunit; ribosome
Molecular function (GO): rRNA binding; structural constituent of ribosome
Source: RefSeq, a predicted model, not a curated record